AUGGAUGUCUUCUGGACACUCCCGCCGGUCUCUAGGACUAUCACAGCUGCAGCAGUCGUUGUAUCAGCUGCUGGCUAUGGCGGCAUCAUUAGCCUCUACCAUUACAUCUUCGCGAGCCACUAUGUCUUUACGACGAAGGUGUUCCCUCAGCUCUGGCGAAUCUUCACGGCGUUUCUGAUCACGAAACCGAAGUUCGGCAUCCUGCUUGAUCCAUACUUUCUAUACCAAUACGGCAGCUCUAUCGAGCGGGAGUCGUCUCGCUUCUCGCAGCCUGGCGACUUCUUCGUAUACACCAUGUUUCUCGCGAGCGUCAUUGCCGCAACAGCAGGUGGCAUUCUGAACCAGUACACGUUCCUCCCCGCGCUGUCCCUCGCAUACGCCUACACGUUCGCCCAAGAUAAUCCCACGCGUUCCGUAUCCUUCUUCAUCAUCACCUUCGAAAGUAAAUACCUCCCCUUCGCCAUGCUCUUCAUGACCUUCAUCAUCGACGGUCCUGAUGCAGCUGCCGGCCAACUCACCGGUCUCAUCGCCGCUCACUUGUACGAUUUCCUGACACGCAUCUGGCCUACGUUUGGUGGUGGAACAAACUAUAUCCGCACGCCACAGAUGGUCAAGGGCUGGUUCAGUGCGAGGCCGGGCAGUGUGCAGGACAGGGGAUUCGGUCAUGUUGUCGAGGGAAGGGGCAGGACGGCUGGUGCGGCUGGAAGUGGUGCACCGCCUAGUGCAGCGAGGGCUACGGGGAAUGCUUGGGGUGGCAUGGGUCCGGGGAGGAGACUGGGAGAGUAG
Molecule: messenger RNA, 786 nt
Organism: Alternaria arborescens
Lineage: Eukaryota; Fungi; Ascomycota; Dothideomycetes; Pleosporales; Pleosporaceae
Exons: 3
Coding region: 1-786 (261 amino acids)
Biological process (GO): endoplasmic reticulum unfolded protein response
Cellular component (GO): endoplasmic reticulum membrane; Hrd1p ubiquitin ligase ERAD-L complex
Molecular function (GO): misfolded protein binding; ubiquitin-specific protease binding
Source: RefSeq, a predicted model, not a curated record